AUGCAGACCCCCAAGCCCACGCCGACCCCCAGGGCUGCUCCGGCUCCCAAAGCCACUACCAAGCGCAGAGCGGAAGAAGACUACGUUGAAGUUGUUGGAGAAAGGAUAAUUAAAAGGCGCUUCGAACCAGUUGCCAAGAUCUUAACUGAGAAGGAAGAACUGGACUCUCCUUAUCAGAUUUCCGUCAGAGUACAUCCAGACCUCGAAAGAUUCCCUGGCGCACUACGCAAUGCCCUCCAAAAAGCUUGCCAGACAGCGUUCUACACGCACAUAUCAACACUCCAGGCUGGUAGUUUACCCGAGUAUCGUCAGACUUAUAGCAUCAUAUAUGGUACACGCGUCCGCUCUGAGUCGAUCACCUUCAACAACGAAACCGAACAUUCGAAUAUCCUGGAUCUCAGCAUAGCCAACAUCACCCUAUUGAAGUUCUUCGCCGAGCGCCACAGCACCAUGCUAGAGAAACGGUCAUUCCAAGAGCAGAAACAUAUGGGACUCACCAACCCAAAGUUCCUAGAGCUUUACAGCGUAAGAAGGGGCGAUCUGGGUUGGGGUCUGGACGCAGAUGGGUGCCUAUCUAUCUACGCAUCUUCGCUAGUCGAAAAAAAGACGAAGGAGCAUGUUUGGUACGUCCAGGCUGACGAUUCUCUAGUGCUCAAGGGCGAGAACUGA
Alternaria ventricosa is the source of this 669-nucleotide messenger RNA. RefSeq lists its product as uncharacterized. The transcript is spliced from 2 exons. Bases 1 to 669 code for a protein of 222 amino acids. NCBI's taxonomy places the organism in Eukaryota, Fungi, Ascomycota, Dothideomycetes, Pleosporales, Pleosporaceae. The record is from RefSeq and is a predicted model, not a curated record.